Molecule: messenger RNA, 723 nt
Organism: Blepharisma stoltei
Lineage: Eukaryota; Ciliophora; Heterotrichea; Heterotrichida; Blepharismidae
Source: the annotation of a GenBank genome assembly
AUGGUACAAUGGUAUCCUCUAUUCAGCAUCAGAUUCCUUCUCUGCCAAUGUAUCAUUGGUGCAAUCGGCUAUUCCAUUUAUUAUCAUGAUAAAUACUUGUAAUUUUAAGUCAGAUGCGACUUGAUUUUUGUAUGCUGGACUUACUCCCUGCUUGCUCUCUGUCUACAAGCACACGUCAUUAUAUCAUGCACCAAGAAUAAAGCCUCAUGCGCCUCUGUCUAUUUAGCAGCUUUUCAUAUUCCUGUUAUAUAUCUUGACUUCAUAGGUGGAGCAAUUUAUUUUGUUAUUAGUGGCCUUCCUUCAUGCUACCACGACCAAGGGCAGCUGGCAAUAAUCGGAGCAUUUAUCUUAUUUGUGGCUUUUAAUUGUCUCAAUUUAUUGGCCUCAUCCUGCAUAAUGCUGUCUCAUGUAUCAAUUAUUUAGAGAAGAAGGCAAUUGAGAAGACGAGAAAAUGAAAAUUUAAGCUAUUUAUUGGAUGCGAACCAGCAGGAUAUUGGAAUUAAUAGAGGAAAUAUACAGGAGCCAAAUAAUAUACAUUGGAUGAAGGAGCUUAAAGUAACUAGGGCCAUGCUAAAUAUGCCCUGCACUAUUUGUUUGGAAAAUUUUAUACAGAGUGAAAAAUUUGUGGAGCUGCCUUGUCUGCAUGCUUUUCACCCCAAGUGUAUCAUGAGGUGGCAUAUGGUAGAUCAUAGCUGCCCAAUGUGCCGACAAAGAUUAGAUUAA